CCUCACAGCGGGAGGCUGCCUUUUUGUUUGUUUGUUUAAAAAAUUACCUUCUUUCCCCCUGCGAGGAAUCGAUAAACGUGAUGAAAACUCCAAACUAAAUUAUCGAAAUGGCCACAGAAAUCGACUUACUGAGAGACCAAAAUGUUAAACUAAAUGAUAUUCUUAGGCAGCAUCAAAUCGAACAUAUUUUCAGAGACCCAGCUAUGCAGAACAGCAUGUCCAAAGGAGGCAGAGGUGACACACUAACAAACUCUGUAAAUGACCAAAGUGCUUUACCUCCUCUCAUUGCUGAGUAUGAGAAACAUCUCGAAGAGCUAAACAGGCAGCUGACCUAUUACCAGAAACACAUGGGUGAGAUGAAACUACAACUUGAAACCGUCAUCACAGAAAAUGAAAGGUUACACAGUAAAUUAAAAGAUGCUGUUGAAAAGCAAUUGGAAGCCCUUCCCUUUGGCACAGGGAUAGGAAAUGACAUCUGUGCAGAUGAUGAGACCGUGAGGAAUCUUCAAGAACAAUUGCAAAUAGCCAAUCAAGAGAAAAAUUGGGCUGUUCAACUCUGGCAGACUGCGUCUCAGGAGUUAGAAAGUGUUCAGAAACUCUACCAGGAACAUAUGACUGAAGCCCAGAUUCAUGUAUUUGAAAACCGGAAACAAAAAGAUCAGCUGAACAAUUUUCAACAACUAACCAAGAAACUCCAUGUUGCUAAUGAGAACAUUGAAAUGACUAACCACCACUUCCUGAAAACAGUAACUGAACAAAACAUGGAGAUUGAGAAACUUCGAAAACAACUUAGGUCAAGAGGUUCAGUCCAGGAUCAUCAAGGCAGAAACAUGGAAGCAUCCAGGCAAGCCAAGUUAGAUCUGAGAGUUGCAGUAACGAAAGUGGAAGAGUUAACUAAAGUGACUGAAGGUCUUCAAGAGCAGAUGCUGAAGAAGGAGGAAGAUAUUAUGUCUGCACAAGGAAAAGAGGAAGCAUCAGAUAGACGUGUGCAGCAGUUACAGUCUAGUAUAAAACAGUUAGAGUCAAGAUUGUGUAUAGCAAUUCAAGAAGCCAAUGUACUAAAAACAGGGAAAACACAAUUGGAAAAGCAGAUCAAAGAGCUACAAGCAAAGUGCAGUGAAUCAGAAAAUGAGAAAUAUGAGGCUAUUUCAAGAGCCAGAGAUAGCAUGCAGCUGUUAGAAGAAGCUAACAUUAAACAGAAUCAGAUUCUACUUGAAGAGAAGCAAAAAGAGGUUGAGAGAGAAAAAAUGAAGAAAACAAUUUCUCAUCUUAUACAAGAUGCCGCCAUCAAAGCAAGGAAAGAAGUUGAAAGCACAAAAAAACAGUAUGAAGUACUAAUUUUGCAGUUAAAGGAAGAACUCUCAGCCCUUCAGAUGGACUGUGAUGAAAAGCAAGGUCAAAUUGAUCGAGCCAUUAGAGGGAAAAGAGCUGUGGAAGAAGAACUCGAGAAGAUUUAUCGUGAAGGCAAACAGGAUGAAGGUGAUUACAGAAAAUUGGAAGAAAUGCACCAAAGAUGUCUUGCUGCAGAGCGUUCAAAAGAUGAUCUUCAGCUAAGACUCAAGACUGCAGAAAAUAGAAUAAAACAACUUGAAAUUAAUUCCUCAGAAGAGAUAUCACGUUCCCAUGAAAUGAUCCAGAAACUUCAAACUGUAUUGGAGUCUGAGAGGGAGAACUGUGGCUUUGUCAGCGAGCAAAGGCUGAAGCUUCAGCAAGAAAAUGAGCAACUACAGAAGGAGACUGAGGAUUUGAGAAAAGUUGCUCUGGAGGCCCAAAAAAAAGCAAAAUUAAAGGUCAGUACAAUGGAGCAUCAGUUCUCAAUAAAGGAGCAUGGGUUUGAAGUUCAGCUGAGAGAGAUGGAGGACAGUAAUCGGAACUCCAUUGUUGAACUGAGGCAUCUUUUGGCAGCUCAACAAAAGACGGCCAAUAGGUGGAAAGAAGAAACCAAGAAACUGACGGAAAGUGCAGAAAUGAGGAUCAGCAGUCUAAAGAGUGAGCUGAGCCGACAGAAGCUUCAUACCCAGGAGCUACUUUCUCAGCUGGAAAUGGCAAAUGAGAAGGUAGCUGAGAAUGAAAAGUUAAUUCUGGAACAUCAAGAAAAAGCCAACAGACUUCAAAGGCGUCUAAGUCAGGCAGAAGAGAGAGCUGCUUCAGCGUCCCAGCAGCUCAGUGUGAUUACAGUGCAGAGAAGAAAAGCAGCUUCCAUGAUGAAUCUGGAAAAUAUUUAAACAUAUUCAUAGUUCACUGACAGAGCUGUAGAGUUGGGAAAGCUGUUGUACCAACCAAAGCAUCUUGAUAUGGAGAAACUGCCGAGAGAGAAUGGUGAAAGCUUGUGUCGUUUGCAUAAGCAUUUUCCAUUCUGUUUGCAGGGUUAUUGGAAAACAGAACAGUGACAGCUUCCUGUAAGUAAAAACUAUAAUCCUAUAUUUGAGAUUCAGUGGAGAAUAAAGCCAGCUGAGAAGAACUCACUGCCUUCAUCAAUGUGUCUAUUUUUAAUUCCCUUUUUUCCCUCCUUGGAAGAACAUAAUAUUUUCAAGAGCUUUAAUAAAAUCUGUAGAAUUUGAUAUUUCAGGUUCUAAGA
This is a messenger RNA of Rattus norvegicus (Norway rat), 2578 nucleotides long. The record is from RefSeq and is a predicted model, not a curated record. NCBI's taxonomy places the organism in Eukaryota, Metazoa, Chordata, Mammalia, Rodentia, Muridae.